CUUGUGUUCGAUACCUUUUCCCCAUUAAUUGGUAUCAGAGCUUUGGCAAGAGCUUGGUGGAUUCCAUGUCUCAAGUAGGGCGACGAAGGGGAGGUUUUCGAAUGGAGGGUCGUGACAUCAACAACGACAUGGCUGAAAUCAAAAGGAUGCUUCAGCAACUUGCGGUACGUCUUGAUCGCAUCGAAACUCGACGACGGGGUCAUAAGAGUUUUGACGGGGAGAGAAACGUUACCACUUAUCAUCAACGUGUCGAUCGCAUCGAAACUCGACGACAAGAUCGUAAGAGUUCCGACGGGGAGAGAAACGUUACCACCUAUAAUCAAUGUGUCAAUCGCAUCGAAGUUUCACACCAAAGCAGUGAGAGUAUUAAGGAGGAACAAUACAUUGAUCUCUCUCAUCGCUGUGCUUCUUUGUGUGAGCCAGACAUACAGGAUGAAGAUAAUUAUGAUUCUGAAGAUUGCGAUGAAAAUUGCUUGGAGAUUGAAGAGGUUGACCUGCCGAUGCAACUGAUUCAUCUCCCAGUGCAACAAAAUAUCGUUAAAGCCAUGCUAGUCCAUCUUGUGGAAACAUCAUCAGCAAUUGUAAGUCAUGAAAUUAAUUCAUGCAUGGGUGAUAUCUUUGAAUUGGAUGAUCAUGUGGGUAAUUCAGAUCCAAAGUCCAAACUAGAUCUGGAUGUCGACAUUAUUUUAGGAUCUCAAGAAAUAGAACAUAGUAUGUGUGGGUCAAUACGUGAGCAUCCUAACAGAAUUGUUGGUGUUGAUCUUAAGAAGUCAUUUGUCUCCAACAAGCUGGUGAAGAGUGUUGAAUCUAAAAGCAAAGAUGCAUCCCUCAAAUUUCAUGAUCCAUUACAAGAAGAUGCAACUCAUCAAUUUAUUGAUUUCAUUGGGGUUAGUAUUUUCUACUUACAGAUUCCGAAGAUAUUAAUUGAUAUUGUCAAUCAUAUCAAGAAAGGUGAGACAAAUUUUGGGUUGGCAAAAUUUAUUAUUAUGAGCAGAUUUCUCAAGUCAAGAUUAGGAAGGUAUUCAAAGUAUUUAUUUAUUUGGAAUGGAAGGAAUCAAUUGCAAGCUAAUUUGUCAAAAGAAGAUUUGAAGCAAUGGAAGAUUUUGUUGAAUUUUCUUCAAUCAAUGGCUCAAAUUCGAGGACGAAUUCUUUCCAACCAGGGAAGCCUGAUGCGGGUGCAUAUGGGGCAACAUCAAAUGUAUUAUUUUGUUGUUCUAUUAUAGAUUUGUAAUAUUUGAUAUUUCAUUGUUUAGAUAUUUUUAGGGUAUCUUUUUACAUUUAAUUUAGGUUUUACAUUUAAUUAGCUUUCCAUUUUAGCUUAAGUCUACUUAUUCUCCAAGUAUUGUAAACCCUAUAAAUAUGGGUAAUGUAAUCGUUGUUAGAUAGGUUAUAGUUUAUGAAUAAAAUCAGUUUAUUUGUGGCCUGGAUUUGCCCUAUUUUAUGAGUUUGCUACUCCUUAUUUCUUGUGUCUGUUGAGUGAUUGUUGGAGGCUUGUGUUCGAUACCUUUUCCCCAUUAGAGAGAUAAUCUGGAAAGAGGAUUGUGGCCGUCUCUUUUCACAAUCUGAUUAACAAACAUCCAGGUUCUGAUUGGAUGCCUCUAUGUCAAUGGAAUUGCACAGAAGGAAGAUUUUAUCACAGAACCACCCACAUAUGUAUUAGAUUCAACUGAGGACGGUACCAUGUCUUUUACUAAUUUCUCUAACCAUUUACUGCACCAUCCAUAGCAUUUUCCAGCGUACUGUUUAUUAACAGGAUAAUGUGAAGCAACUGAUUUGACACACCAUGGAUUGAGAAGUUAACUCAUAAUAGGAUGGAAACUGAUAUUGCUAAGGUUACUAUUGCCGCAAGUAGUGCUUCAAAGGAGAAGACAUAAGCACGAUUCUGAUCCAGCAAAAAUAGUUACUUUUUGUGGAAAUACCCCAAAUGCUACGUCCCGAACCUAAAUUUACUGGUUUACUAGUCAUUUGAA
Molecule: messenger RNA, 1970 nt
Organism: Rosa chinensis
Lineage: Eukaryota; Viridiplantae; Streptophyta; Magnoliopsida; Rosales; Rosaceae
Exons: 4
Coding region: 66-1223 (385 amino acids)
Source: RefSeq, a predicted model, not a curated record